Polyodon spathula (Mississippi paddlefish) is the source of this 1489-nucleotide messenger RNA. Its product is annotated as ADP-ribosylation factor-like protein 2-binding protein. The coding region runs from base 72 to 614 and encodes 180 amino acids. Gene Ontology annotation, biological process: positive regulation of tyrosine phosphorylation of STAT protein; maintenance of protein location in nucleus. Gene Ontology annotation, cellular component: mitochondrial intermembrane space. The record is from RefSeq and is a predicted model, not a curated record. The transcript is spliced from 7 exons. Lineage: Eukaryota; Metazoa; Chordata; Actinopteri; Acipenseriformes; Polyodontidae.
GGAGGAGUUAGGGGAGCUUGUUUCCGUUGCUGUGGAACCGUUUGUGUGAAUGAGAGGAGAGAUACAAGAGAAUGGCCGCAAGAGAGAGAAUUUUGUUUGGGGAUAAUGCCGUUGAAAUGGAAACCAUGGAAGAAGAAGAUUUUGCUGUUUCAAAUUCGUCCGAUGCAAAUGCUGCAUUCGACACUGUUGUCGGAUACAUAGAGGAUAUAAUGAUGGGUGAUGAGUUUCAACAGCUCCAGAGAAACUUUAUGGAAAAGCAUUACCUGGAGUUUGAAGAUUCCGAGGAGAAUAAAUUGAGCUACACACCCAUCUUCAAUGAGCAUAUCGAUCUGCUGGAAAAGUAUAUUGAACAGCAGCUGACAGAAAGGAUGCCUGGGUUCAGCAUGUCAGCAUUUACCACAUCGUUACAACAGCAUAAAGAUGAGAUAGCGGGAGACAUAUUUGACAUGCUUCUGACAUUCACCGACUUCCUGGCUUUCAAAGAAAUGUUUCUUGAUUACAGAGCUGAGAAAGAAGGGCGAGGUUUUGACCUCAGUGGUGGCCUGGUAGUGAGAUCAUUAACAACAUCCUCUUCUGCGUCCUUAACUGUAAACAACUGCCUGUCCUUUCAGUGACGUUUGACACACGUUUAGUUAAACACGGACUUGUAAACUCGUGCAUUGCAAUACGUGACUCAUAAACUGACGUUCAUAUUUGAUGUAUGAGCUUUCUGUCCCCCAGAGACAUGUAAAAAUAAUGUAGGUAUUGAUAGGGGAACAAGUCCAUCUUCAUAUUUUUUUUCCUUCAAAUAAUUGUAAGGAUGGAAAUAAGACUCCCAUUGCAUAGCAGUUUGAUCCAAACCUGGUUUCAUGAUGAGUUUAAGACAACACAUCUGAAUUUGUUAUCUAUACAGUGUUGCAAAUCAAGCUUUUGUUAAAACCUGGAAUGGGUGAAACUGCUAUGCAAUAGGAGUCUGAUUUCCACCCGAAUUGGUGGAUUCAGCAUGGAUUGUGCUGAUGCUUUUAUUUUGUAUAAUGCCUCACAGACCAUUGGCAUUUCAUUUAUAUAAUAUAUCUAUUUUUCACAACAGCAGACUACAUUACUACCAUGGUUAAUCUACAUACACCAGUAUUAUCUUUGGACAAUUAUGUUUAUUUGGAUAUUUAGUGUUAACAAUAGCAUUGAUCAAUUGAAGCACAUUGAGGGGGAAGAGGUUGCCUCAUUUUCUUUGUAUUCACGUUUAUGGACUGUAAGCAAUUGUAAGCACAGUGAACAUCAACUGUGUAAUUAAUAAGAGGAAAGAGUUAAUAUAACUUUCAUUUAAUAGUUUGAUAUGCUUGAGUGUGAUCUCUAUAUCUCUUAAACUGUAUGUAUGCCUGUAGCUUUAAUUGUGUAGAUACUUGUUAUUAGAAUUGCAUUGCUUGGUGUAUUUUCUUGUAUAGGUCUAUUUAUGUGAAGGGUUGAACUUAUAUAGACACAAUAUGAUUUGGAAUAAAAUGGUCACAAAGUA